AAAAGAAGAAUUGCAUAUGCAGUGUAGAAUGCAACAAAGAAUUCCGGCCAAAUCAAAGCAAAUCAACGGCAAGAACAAUGCGAGGAGGAGAGGGACUUGCCGUCCUCCUUCCUUCACAAAACUCCAAGCCCCAUUUCAUUGAGUUUAACCAUCAAACACUUUGUCUGCAUCCCACAAGUUAUUUCUCUCACCUUUUAAUACCGAACUACAACCCAUCUUUGCCUGAGCCACAACAUCAUCAGGCCAAAUCUAGCCUACUUUUGCUUCCUCUUCUUCAUCACAAUGGCUUCAAAGGUCAACAGGACCAAGUCCAAUAGAAAUCUUGAGACUUUACUUGACAUAGACAAAUCAUUGGCUGCAAAGAAAAAUGAUGUCCCACUUGAGCCUAGGAAGAUCAUUCCUGGGCAUGGCCUUGAGUUCAGAAAUGUGUCAUAUAGUGUUAAGAAGAAGCUGAAGAAAGAUGGUGUUUGGAUCACCAAAGAAGCUUAUCUUCUCAAUGACAUAUCUGGCCAAGCUAUAAGGGGUGAAAUUAUGGCCAUCAUGGGACCUAGUGGUGCUGGAAAAUCCACUUUUCUUGAUGCCUUGGCCGGUCGGAUUGCGCAAGGUAGUCUUGAAGGAUCUGUCCGGAUUGAUGGGAAACCGGUAACUACAAGCUACAUGAAGAUGAUUUCAUCUUAUGUGAUGCAAGAUGAUCAGCUCUUCCCUAUGUUGACUGUUUUUGAGACCUUCAUGUUUGCUGCUGAAGUUAGGCUUCCUUCUUCAAUUUCCAGGAGUGAGAAGAAACAAAGAGUGUAUGAACUCCUUGACCAACUUGGUUUAACGAGUGCAACACAUACAUAUAUUGGUGAUGAAGGAAGAAGAGGAGUUUCAGGUGGAGAAAGGAGAAGGGUGUCAAUAGGAAUUGAUAUAAUUCACAAGCCAUCGCUGCUGUUUCUUGAUGAGCCCACCUCAGGUCUUGAUUCUACAAGUGCUUUUAGUGUAGUGGAAAAGGUGAAGGACAUUGCUAAAGGCGGUAGCAUUGUCUUGAUGACCAUCCAUCAGCCUUCUUACAGGAUUCAAAUGCUCUUGGAUCGUAUCACAGUUCUUGCAAGGGGAAAUCUGAUAUAUAUGGGGAGUCCAGGUGCUCUUCCUGCUCAUCUCUCAGGAUUUGGGAGGCCAGUUCCUGAUGGAGAAACCAGCAUGGAGUAUCUUCUUGAUGUGAUCAAAGAGUAUGAAGAGUCCACUGUUGGACUUGAUCCUCUUGUCCUUUAUCAGAGAGAUGGAAUCAAACCUGAUCCAAUAGCCAGGACUCCUAUACCCAAGACGCCAAAGACUCCAAAAACACCGAGAACUCCAUAUUCAAAUACCCCUGGAUCCAAACGUGCCAUUAGCCUUCGGAGCCAAGCAUUUUCCAUUAAUGGAAUCAUGACCUCCAGGACAGAAUCUGGACAAUUUGAUUUCAAUGAUGAAGAUGAUAACUUUGAUAAUUCACUUGAACGUAGAACUAUGCCUACUCCAAUGCAUAUGAACAGUGGCGUUUAUCAACCACGUUUGGCUUCACAGUUCUACAAAGAUUUUUCAGUCUGGAUUUACCAUGGUGUCACCGGAACUCCUCGCCGGGCACCCUCCUGGACUCCUGCAAGAACUCCAGGAAUGACUCCUGGAAAAUCUCAGAUUUCUGGAGCAAGAAGUCAAAUUUCAAGCCGGUAUGCAACUCCACAACAGAUCCCUUCUCGCCCAAAAGCUCCAGUGACCCUUAGCUCCUCAGUGGAGGAUUCAUAUGCUACUUCUUAUGAUGAUUUUGGCACGUAUGAAGAUGAAGAUUUGCUUGAUGGACCAUUACACGGUCCUAAAUUUGCUAACCCAUGGCUGCGAGAAGUUGCAGUCCUCUCAUGGCGGACAGCACUCAAUGUUAUUCGAACUCCUGAGCUUUUCCUGUCAAGAGAGAUUGUUUUAACUGUUAUGGCACUAAUUCUCUCUUCACUUUUCAAGGACCUGGGUGAUUCAACAUUCAAAACCAUCAACAGGCUUCUGAAUUUCUAUAUCUUUGCUGUUUGUCUGGUUUUUUUCUCCUCAAAUGAUGCAGUUCCAACAUUCAUCCAAGAAAGAUUCAUCUUCAUCAGGGAAACUUCUCACAAUGCAUACCGAGCUUCCUCUUAUGUCAUCUCAUCUCUAAUAGUUUAUCUGCCAUUUUUUGCCAUCCAAGGUUUCACAUUUGCUGCCAUAACCAGAUUCAUGCUGCAUUUGAAAAGCAGUAUCAUCAACUUUUGGAUCAUUCUCUAUGCUUCAUUAAUUACUACAAAUGCUUACGUUAUGCUUGUUAGUGCUCUUGUUCCAAGUUACAUCACAGGCUAUGCAGUUGUGAUAGCCACCACAGCUCUCUUCUUCUUGACAUGUGGAUUCUUCCUGAAAAGAACUCAGAUACCAAUCUACUGGAGAUGGCUGCAUUACAUAUCAGCAAUCAAAUACCCAUUUGAAGCAAUGUUGUCAAAUGAAUUCAAAGGAACAAGAUGCUAUAAUGGAGCUCCUGCAGAUCUUUCACCUGGUCCUCUAGGAGACAUCAAACACAGCAAACUGCAUAGUAAUUACACAGACGUAGCAAGCUGUCCGUUGAUCGGAGAAGAUAUCUUGUCGUCGAUGGAUAUUAAUAUGGAUAAUCUUUGGUAUGAUGUUGCUAUCUUGUUAGCUUGGGGAAUUCUUUACAGGCUUUUCUUCUAUGUGGUUAUCAGAUUUUAUUCCAAGAAUGAGAGGAAGUGAACUUCCUUUUCGCUUUUGCUUCUGUUUCAAAUCUAAGUUUGUCUGCUAACUGAAGACAAAAUCCAUAUAUAUAUUAGUUGCAUGUAAUGAAUGCUGGAAA
Manihot esculenta (cassava) is the source of this 2836-nucleotide messenger RNA. Its product is annotated as ABC transporter G family member STR. The transcript is spliced from 4 exons. Gene Ontology annotation, molecular function: ATP binding; ABC-type transporter activity; ATP hydrolysis activity. The record is from RefSeq and is a predicted model, not a curated record. Bases 283 to 2736 code for a protein of 817 amino acids. Lineage: Eukaryota; Viridiplantae; Streptophyta; Magnoliopsida; Malpighiales; Euphorbiaceae. Gene Ontology annotation, cellular component: membrane.